AGCGAAGAUGGGUCUCCUAGAGGCUGCAUUGUCGCUGGUGACAGCAACCAACAUCAUUCUGCUCAUCAUCACCGCCUAUGUCGCGCAAACAUAUCUCGCAUCCCGCUCCCUCGCCCAUAUUCCAGGACCCUUCUUGUCGAACUACACCACAAUCCCACUGCUCUGGAAGACCUACCGCGGCACUCUUUACCACGACAUUGGCGAACUCAUAGCAAAGCAUGGUCCGCUCGUGCGUAUCGCUCCCGGGCGAGUCAUCACCGGAUCCGCGAAAACAUGGGCCAAGAUCACGGCAGCUCGCAGCCCGUAUCUUCGAUCCGACUGGAACGAUGCCAUGAGAUUCGCACCGGGUCAAGAUAAUGUCCUCAGCAUGCGUGAUGAGAAAGCGCACUCAGAUCUGAGGAUGAAAAUGGCAGCGGGAUAUUCUGGAAAGGAGAACCCAGAUCUCGAGAAGACGAUCGAUGGCGUGGUGAUGCAAUUCGUGAAAUUGAUCGAGGAGAAGUACCUGAGCGAUGCGGAGCACUUCAAGCCGAUGGAUUUGACAGAGAAGUUUCACUUUUUCACUUUGGACACUAUUACGGCAUUAGCGUUCGGUGAGUCGUUCGGUGAUCUCAAGGACGACAACGACAAGUACGAUUACCUGAAAGAGAUUGAGAAGAGUAUCACUUCCAUCAUCAUGCUGGCUGAUGUGCCUUGGCUGUGGAACUUCCUCGAAAGGACGAAUCUUAUGAGCUUGCUCCUGCCAGGCGAGGAGCUCGGUCUUGGGAAGGCUACGAAGAUUGCGAAAGAUCUCGUGGAUGCAAGGUUCGAAGGAUCGUCAGACGGAAAGCCCACGAUUGACCGGAUGGAUAUGAUGGGAUCUUUCCUCCGCCACUCCCUAACGCGGCAGCAGGUUGAGAGCGAGACUGUUCUACAGUUGAUUGCUGGUAGCGAUACUACUGCCACGGCGAUCAGUACCGUGUUCCUGAACGUACUGACCAGCCCGCCGAUCUAUCAGAAGCUCAUGCGGGAAAUUGAUGAGACCUGCAUUCCAGGUCUUGCCAUCGGUGAUGCAAAGGCCAGGACAAUGAUUUAUCUCCAAGCAUGUAUCAAGGAGAGCCUACGGAUCGCACCACCAGUGUCGGGCGUGUUCCCCAAACUUGUCCCACCUGGCGGCGAAACCAUCGACGGCUACUUCGUGCCCGAAGGAACCAAAAUCGGAUGGUCGUCCAAAGCCGUGACCCAGAACCCGGAACUGUACGGACCCGACGCCUCGUGCUUCCGGCCUGAGCGCUGGAUUCUGCAGACUCACGGCGGUGACUGCGAGAGCGUGGACAAGUUGCUUCAAAUGGAGAGGGACAAUGCGAUGAUUUUCGGAGCGGGAAGAUUCAAGUGUCUGGGUCAGGCUGUGGCGGUUCUGGAGCUGAAUAAAAUUGUGGUGGAGCUAUUGAGGAGCAUGGUGUUUGGAUGA
Zymoseptoria tritici IPO323 is the source of this 1447-nucleotide messenger RNA. RefSeq names its product putative P450 monooxygenase (gene CYP-6). The transcript has 2 exons. Gene Ontology annotation, molecular function: heme binding; monooxygenase activity; iron ion binding. NCBI's taxonomy places the organism in Eukaryota, Fungi, Ascomycota, Dothideomycetes, Mycosphaerellales, Mycosphaerellaceae. The coding region runs from base 8 to 1447 and encodes 479 amino acids. The record is from RefSeq and is a predicted model, not a curated record.